AUGACAUCGAUACGGACAUCGAAUUGCGCAUCUGAGGGCCGUCGUCUGACGAUCCUGUACAUGACGCAAACAGGAACAUCGUCCGAUCUCGCGCUUCGAAUCUCACGCCAAGCGCAACGCAAGCGUUUCCACGUCACCAUUGCGGACGUCUGCUCUUACGACCCCACCGACCUCGUCUCGGAAUCCCUGAUGCUCUUCCUUGUUUCCACAACAGGCCAAGGUGAAUUUCCUACAACCUCUCGGCCGUUCUGGAACUUCCUUCUCCGAAAAGGUAUCCCCGAAGACAUCUUGGAAGACGUCACAUUCGCUGCGUUUGGACUGGGAGAUUCGACCUAUCCGAGGUUCUGCUGGCCGGUGAGAUUGCUCAGUAGAAGACUGAGGGGUCUGGGCGCAAAAGAGCUGGUAGAGCAUGGAGAGGGGGAUGACAUGCAUUAUUUGGGAUUGGAGGGUGAGCUGGGACCUUGGAUGAACCGGUUUUGGAGAAAGUUGGACGAGCUGUGUCCGUUGGAGGCGGGAGUGAGGGAGGUGGGGAGAGAUGAGUUGUUGCCGCCUUCGGUGACGGUGACAAAGGUAGAGACAGAGGAGGGCAGGCUGAAGGAGAAACACGAUGGGAGGGAUGCGCUUGGUCGGCAUCUGGAGGAUCAAGGAUGGUCAAUAUCGAUUUUGGACAAGAAUCAACGCAUGACGGCUACCGAUCACUUUCAAGACGUUCGUCUGCUCGAGUUUGUCCGUCUCAACCAGACGGAUGUCGAAGAAGAUAAGAGACAGAUAGGCGAGAACGAAGAGAUUUCCAGAGGCUCGGCUUCUGCGCUGGAUGGUAUCUCCAUCCAAACUUACCGACCAGGUGAUAUCCUUUGUCUACACCCGAUCAAUGACGCUGCCUCUGUCACCGAGAUGUUGUCUCGCCUCGACCUCGAUGCGGAUACCCUGGUCAGCCUCGCGGGCAGCACCAUCCCUUCGACUGUGCCACAAUCGCCCGCACACAUGUCCGUGCGGGACCUCUUGACACACCAUCUCGAUUUUACCUCGGUCCCAACCAACUCGUUCUUUGAGCAGAUCCGGCUCUUCUCACCCACCGGCUCUCAGGAACGCGAAAAGCUGGACGAGUAUUGCGGCAUCUUUCCGGAAGAGGAACUGGCUAAAGGGGCAAACCCUCAAGAUGGUAUUGAUGAAAUGUACGAAUACGCCCAGAGACCGAGGCGAACGAUCAAAGAGGUAUUGGACGAGUUCAAAUCGGUUCAGGUGCCUUUGGCGUAUAUUGCAGAUGUGCUGCCUUGGAUCAAGCCAAGAGAGUUCAGCAUUGCCAGUGCCCCACCAGCGAACAGCGAGCGGGAGAAGCGCGUGUCGGAAGAGCCGCACGCAAUACAGCUUAGCGUAGCCAUGGUCAAGUACAAGACGCGCCUUCGCAAAGCACGCACAGGGUUGUGCACAAGAUGGCUUUCCUCGUUGCCGCUCGGUUCGCGCGUUCCGGUUGUUAUCAAGCCAGGUUACCUCACGCUGCCACCUGCGCAAGCUCCGCUCAUCUUGAUCGGACCAGGAACAGGCUGCGCACCCUUACGCUCGCUUGUCAUCGAUCGUCUUUCGAAUUCUACCCUUGCACGCUCCGAAAUCCACCUCUUUCUCGGCUUCCGGUAUCGAACCAAGGACUACCUCUUCCAGCACGACUGGCAACAUCUCCAACAAUCGUAUGCUAACCAGUUUCAUCUCCACACAGCUUUCAGUCGAGACGGAGAAGCGAAGACGUAUGUCCAAGACCUGAUCGUCAAGCCAGACAACGCCCAUGUGCUGUGGGAGGCGAUCACCGAGAGGAAUGCGUGGAUUGUUGUGGCUGGUGCUUCGGGAAAGAUGCCGGAACAGGUUAGGGGCGCAUUUGAAAGCAUCGCGAGAAGUCAGGGUGGAAUGGAUGAGGAGCAGGCAAAGAGGUUCAUGGAUGCGUUGGAGCGGCAGAGGAGGUGGCAGGAAGAGUGUUGGGGUUGA
This is a messenger RNA of Mycosarcoma maydis (corn smut), 1977 nucleotides long. Its product is annotated as NAPDH-dependent diflavin reductase. Gene Ontology annotation, cellular component: cytosol. Gene Ontology annotation, molecular function: FMN binding; NADPH-hemoprotein reductase activity; flavin adenine dinucleotide binding. NCBI's taxonomy places the organism in Eukaryota, Fungi, Basidiomycota, Ustilaginomycetes, Ustilaginales. The transcript has a single exon. The coding region runs from base 1 to 1977 and encodes 658 amino acids. The record is from RefSeq and is a predicted model, not a curated record.